Rhincodon typus (whale shark) is the source of this 3763-nucleotide messenger RNA. RefSeq names its product protein tyrosine phosphatase non-receptor type 9a (gene ptpn9a). Gene Ontology annotation, molecular function: protein tyrosine phosphatase activity. Lineage: Eukaryota; Metazoa; Chordata; Chondrichthyes; Orectolobiformes; Rhincodontidae. The record is from RefSeq and is a predicted model, not a curated record. The transcript is spliced from 13 exons. The coding region runs from base 139 to 1857 and encodes 572 amino acids. Gene Ontology annotation, biological process: protein dephosphorylation.
AGCUCAGUCAUUGUUUGGCUGAGGGAAGGAAGGAAGGAAGGAUGGGGGAGGAGAGUUCGCCGAGAAGCCGGGGAUAGCAGCUGCAGGCGGUUGCAGUGAGCGGAGCGCAGCCGGGCCCGGGCGGGGAAGGGAGUGAGGAUGGCGGCGGAGCUGACGGCCGAGGAGGAGCAGGCCACCAAGCAGUUUCUAGAAGAGAUCAACAAGUGGACAACACAGCAUAGUGUCUCUCCCCUGUCCUGGAAUGCAGCAGUCAAAUUUCUAAUGGCCAGAAAAUUUGAUGUAUACCGUGCCAUUGAGCUAUUCCACUCUUACCGGGAUACAAGGUUGAAAGAGGGAAUUGUAAAGUUGAAACCACAUGAAGAGCCUCUUAGGUCUGAACUGCUGAGUGGCAAAUUCACCAUCUUGAAUGUUCGAGAUCCAUCAGGAGCAUCCAUUGCACUCUUCACUGCCAAGUUACACCAACCUAAUAAAACUCUGCAGCAUGUAGUAUUGCAAGCCUUGUUCUACUUACUUGAUCAAGCUAUUGAAAGUUUUGAAACUCAAAGAAACGGGCUGGUGUUCAUUUAUGAUAUGGCCGGUUCUGCAUACACCAACUUUGAGUAUGACCUGAGCAAGAAAAUUCUUCACCUUUUGAAGGGAGCUUUUCCUGCUCGUUUGAAAAAAGUAUUCAUUGUUGGUGCACCUGUCUGGUUUCGAUUCCCAUAUUCCGUUCUAAGCUUAAUUCUUAAGGAAAAGCUUCGGGAAAGAGUGCAAAUGGUGAAGACGAAUGAGUUGAAACAAUAUCUGCCCAGGGAUUGCCUGCCUGAGCAUUUGGGUGGGACACUGAAACUGGACCAUUCCAGCUGGAACAAACAGUUUUUAACCUCUCCAAAUGGCCACACUGACUCACUGGACGAACUUAUCACAAGUUUCCCACGGGAUGAAGUGUCCAUACAUGUGCCAGGACUGGAAGGAAUGACGGUGGAAGAACUGUUGGACCACGUCAGUACUGUUCAGAAAAGGGGAAUCUAUGAGGAAUACGAGGACAUCCGACGAGAGACCCCGCCAGGCACAUUCAACUGUUCAUUACAGCCCUACAACCAGCAGAAGAAUCGAUAUGGGGAUGUGUUGUGCUUGGACCAAACUAGAGUGAAGUUGAAAUCCCUCAAUCAUGAUGAGAGGACAGAUUACAUCAAUGCCAGUUUCAUGGAUGGUUAUAAGCAAAAGAAUGCCUACAUUGGCACACAGGGACCUUUAGAAAAGACAUACAAUGAUUUCUGGAGAAUGGUAUGGGAACAACAUGUCCUUGUUAUUGUCAUGACUACAAGAAUUGACGAGAGUGGCAGGAAAAAAUGUGGUCAGUACUGGCCUCUGGACCAGAACAUUCGAGGAAGCUAUGGACUUAUUUCUGUCAAAAGCCUGGCGGUAGAAAACUUUAAACAUUAUAACAAAACAACACUAGAGAUUCAGAAUGUAGAGUCCAAUGAGAGGCGCCAGGUGAUUCACUUCCAGUACCUGAGCUGGCCAGAUUAUGGAGUCCCAUCUUCAGCAACAGCUCUCAUUGACUUUCGAUCAGCUGUCCGACAGCAGCAAGGUCUUUCUAUCCAAAGCCUGGGUAACCGGUGGAAGGGACACCCAGGAGGGCCACCCAUUGUUGUCCACUGCAGUGCUGGCAUUGGGAGAACUGGCACUCUGUGCACUUUGGAUAUAUGCCUUUCUCAGCUGGAAGAUGUGGGUACUCUCAACAUAUACCAAACCGUCCGAAGGAUGCGAACACAACGAGCCUUCAGCAUCCAGACUCCUGAUCAGUACUACUUCUGUUACACAGCAAUUAUCGAGCAUGCUCAGAAGAAAAACCUACUGUCAGCCAAUCAUUAACGUGAGAAUCUUCUCCUCCCCUCUCCCCAACAUAGAUUAUAUACCACUUCUGCAUACAUGCAGAUGAACUCUACUAAUAUACUCCUCGUACAUCUGUAGACGUCCACCUUUUGUGAUUGUACAAGAUCCUAGAAAUUAGUACUAGCCUUAACUACUUGGAUAGAACUUAUUUUACAAUGGUUUAAUGCCAUCGUACCAGUAGCCAUCUUCAUGGAGCAUAUAGACUUUUCCUGAAGAAAAUACGUUACAAUUCAUUUAUUCCAAUAAUGUAGCAUUAGAAAUAAAAUCUACGGUACGGGAGAGGCCAAUGAGAAAUGAAGGCGAUCAUUUUUGCAAAAACUGAAACCACAACCUUUAGGCACCAUGUGGCUCGAAAUUGAAAUUCUGCAACAUGUCGUCUGUGGACCAGACUUCCUCUUUUUUCUGAAAAAUAAACUUGUUUAUGUCAUAUAAAAAGAAAACAAAAACAAAAAAUUACCUCAAGCAUCAUCUGAGGGAUAGCAGAAAGCACCAAGUUGUACUUCUGUUACCUCGGGCCAAGAUUAACAUUGGGAACGCCACACGGACUAUCGAUCCUGGAGGCAGUUCUCGUGUCAGUCUCAUUGACAAAGACGAGCUGGAGAAUGAGAUGUUAUCAGCUGAGCUGUGUAUUUAUCACUGAUGUCUGUGCCUGUGAGAUGAGUUUACUCUUUGUGCCUUCUUGUCUUUUAUUCCUAGUUGGGGCUGUAGUGCAUGCAGCCAAAGUGUUAUUCACAACUUAACCUUUCUCUCAGGGGAACUUAUUUUUCUUCCCUAUAUCUUUCUCUAUUUCGCUUUUUUUCUUUCUCCCAGUUGGAUUAGAUUUAAUUAGGCUUAUAGAACCAUAAUGGUCACCUAAACUGCUUUAGAAAUCUGCAACUCCCCCUGUCUCCCAAAGGCUUUGUUCAAGCCAAAUUUGAGAGCAGAGGAGUUUACACAGCUCGGCAACCCUCUUGCUUGUCACUGCCUCUGUUAACCCUUAACGUAAGAUCUCCUUGUACACUAACCUGAAGUAGCCAAUCUGAUAUGAUUUUCUCAAACUUCCGUGUCAUCAGGACUUUGUUAUGUGUCAGAAAUCCCUGUAGCAUUGUAAAUUUGUUGCAGCGUGACUUAACGUCAUGAACAAGUAACAGAACAAGUCCUGUAUUUUGAGUACGUUUAUGUGUACUAUUGGGUGAUUUUCUGCGCCUGCCUAAAUUUCUUAACUUCAGGACUUCCAUUAUGAUGGAUGACAGUUUUCUGUAAUCUUUGAGUCAUGUCAUUGCUUUCAGCAAUCAUGAAGUCUUGGCAUGCUUUUGUGCCCCUUUCCAAGGGGGAGAAGGUGGAAAUAAUCCUUGAGAGAUGGAUAAACCUGUGAGACAAGUAUUCCUAACCCUUCAGGUUGAUGCACCAUACAUAUAGAUAAUCGUUAGCUGACAGCAAGCUGUACACUCCUUAUUAUGAAGUAAUUACACCAUUAGAGCAGUGUGAGGGGAAUCUAGGAUGAAUUCCACGAUAGGAGUGCUCAAUACUUUUGCUGUGCAUAGUUUUCAGAGAAAUAAUAAGUGCUUUCAUCUACCACACAGUACCUUUCAAAUGGAUUAUGUUUUGCGACUCUGACCAAAUCUCUCUGCAUCCUUUGAAGUUUGAGGCCAACAUUUUAGCUUGUGUUCCUUUACACCAUUAAAUUCAUUUUCCUGUAUGUUUGUUAUUCGGUUUUCGCUGUUUAGUUUGUGUUGGGAAGAGUGAGGACGAUGGAGCAAACUCUUGAGUUUGAGAAGAUUCGUUUUCAGGUGUACUGGGGGGAAUGCUCAGCAAAAUUAGCCAUCACAGUCUUUAAAGAUGUUCCUGUCACAUUGUAUUGAUUUUCAAACAUUGUAAAUAAAUGGUUUACAAGGGGUCAUUGUAA